This is a messenger RNA of Closterium sp. Naga37s-1, 435 nucleotides long. The record is from the annotation of a GenBank genome assembly. NCBI's taxonomy places the organism in Eukaryota, Viridiplantae, Streptophyta, Zygnematophyceae, Desmidiales, Closteriaceae.
GGGGGUCCAGUGCUUGCGGCAGCCAUCAACACGGGGGUUCGCUUCUUUUUCCUCCCCACCCCAACUCCUCAGGUUGUUGUCGCGUCUCUCCAGUUCAGAGGCACCGUGCGAUUCUCCUUCAGCACACAAGCAAGGCCGGUGAAGAGACAGAAGCAGCCAAACAAUCGUCAUGGAGGCGCGGAAGAGAAGGAAAGGAAGGAAGGAGGAGGCGAAGCAGAGGAGGAGCAGUGCUGGGGCAACUUUGGCCGAGGAGCAGUGUGGGCGCUGCUAGAGGCAGGGCACAGACUGGAACAGGGAGUGGUGGGAGUGAUGUGCGGGCAGCCAGGAAUGGACAGUGCUGGCGUUAGCUCCUCUGCAGCUGCAGACAGGUGUCGCAUUCCUAUUGGCCCUCGCCGAUGCCAACAACCUUUCGCUCUCUCCAGUGGAGCUCAUUGA